CGGGCAUGUGAACGAGAUCGAGAUGUAAACACAAACACUUUACCACACCACCACCACAUGUUAGCGGUUUGCUUACACUCAUUUCUUUAAUUCGUGUGACUUGUACCUCAUGGAACACUUUUAGUUUCGAAUAAAUCUUUGAAACAAUAAUGGCAGCGCAGUAUAAGACUAUACACCCUGUUAAAUAUUACCGUGACUUUUUGGCACACGAUCUAAGACCAGAUGGUAGAUCACCAGACAAAACUAGAAAUGUUACAGUUAAUGUAAAUUCUAUUAGCACUGCUGAUGGAUCCUCCACAGUUCGCAUUGGAAACACAACUGUUAUUUGUGGAAUCAAGGCAGAAUUAGGUAAACCCAAACCAGAUGAGCCUGAGUGCGGAUUUAUGGUACCAAAUGUUGAACUGCCACCUUUAUGCUCUCCACUCUUCCGCCCUGGACCACCAAGUGAGGAAGCACAAGCCAUGACGUGCUUUGUUUCUCAAGCUACUUCUGACAUGGUUGACCUCAAAGAGUUGUGUGUAUCAACUGACAACUUAGCAUGGGUGCUGCACAUUGAUAUGAUUUGUCUAGAUUAUGAUGGCUGUGUACAAGAUGCGUGUCUAAUAGCAUUAUCUGCAGCUCUUCGUACAGUAAAACUGCCCAAAGUCGAGUAUGAUGCUGAAACAAAAUUGCCAAGUGUUUCUCUUGAUGAGAGGGCUGAUCUACAUGUUAAAUCAUCACCAGUUUCCACUUCCUUUGCAGUUUUUGAUGAUGAAAUAAUUCUUAGUGACCCUACUGGUGAGGAGGAAAACUUAUCCAGUGCAAAACUGAGUGUUGUCACAGAUGGUGAAGUUAUUCUCUCAGUCCACAAGCCUGGUGGAAGUGCAUUAUCAGAGACACAAUUGCAAGAUUGCAUAUCUGUUGCCAAGGAUCGUGCCAACUUAGUAAAUGAACUGAUAAAUGUUGCUUUAAGUUCUGUAGACCGGUGAUGUGUACUUCAACAAGGUAUUAUGAACUCUUGUUUUUAAAUGUGCAACUCUGUAUAUUUUCUAAGCAAUAUCAUAGAAGUGUUUUUUACCUAUCAAAAUAGUGGCCCAUUCCGUUUAUGGUUUGAGAAAAAUAUAAGAGAAUUGUUCACAACAACAAUGUCUUUAUUUUGAGCGCAGAAGGAACACAAUGUUCUAAAUGCAUUGUUUAAUAAGAUACUCCUAACUGGUCCCGUUUUUCCCCUUUUAAUAUUUAUUUGGCAAAUUAAUACUUUUAGUAGGUUAUUAUUUGACACAUUACCCAAACAAAUCACAGAGAUAAAAUUUUAAGAGAAGCAAUACAGAAUCUCUGUGAAAAUAAAAUUUCAAAUAAUAAUGCAACAGUCAUGGACAGAACUUGCUGUGGGACAGUGCCUUUCAUAGAGUAUUUAUCCCAGUUCAAAAGUAAACUUAUUUUGAUGAGUUAAAACUAAAUGUCCGACAUUGUAUUAAAAUUAGCUCAAUGUAACAAGGAUUCAGUUAAAAAUAUUAUACAAUCACAACUAUAAAAGAAAACAAUUUCAAAAACAUAUGUCAAUAGUACGUACCCUCUUAGAUUAUUAGUUGGCAAACUACCACUGCAAAUGCACCU
Molecule: messenger RNA, 1596 nt
Organism: Frankliniella occidentalis (western flower thrips)
Lineage: Eukaryota; Metazoa; Arthropoda; Insecta; Thysanoptera; Thripidae
Product: exosome complex component RRP43
Exons: 7
Coding region: 150-968 (272 amino acids)
Biological process (GO): nuclear polyadenylation-dependent mRNA catabolic process; nuclear mRNA surveillance; U5 snRNA 3'-end processing
Cellular component (GO): nuclear exosome (RNase complex); cytoplasmic exosome (RNase complex)
Source: RefSeq, a predicted model, not a curated record